AUGUCGCCCCUGGCCCUGAGGGCUGCAGCCCCCAGGGCACCACGGUCCAGCCCCACUGUCCCAGCCCCUGGUCCCGGGCUCACGGCAGCGGCACAUUCAUCCACAUCAAGCUGCCAGGGCCGCCUGCUGCACUUGGCCACCGCUGCUCUCCCUGCAGAUGACCAGAGCCUUCCAGCCAACGCCAGCUGCACCGUCCUGCAGCUGGUCUCCUACGUGAGGAGGAUGGUGGGGGUCCCCGACACUGGUGAGCCCUGGCUGCGGGGCUGCAGCUCCCCCCCCGCCUUGGCAGCAGCACUGGCACUUGUCUCACCUCCAGUGGGAUGCCACGCAGGCUCCCCAUGGUGUGGGCGGAGCGGUGAGGUGGGGGGGUCUCCAGCUCACUAUACCAGCAGCCCUCGCCCCACCCCAGCUUUUCCAAACAUCAUCCACCUGUGUGAUGAGCUGGGCACCCCCAAGCUGGUCUUCCAGGUGACCAGCCUGAGCGAAAGGGCCAGUGAGUUCCUCCAGGCAUGUGGCACCUACUAUAUGUGCAGGGUGGAGUUCGGGGCACCUGGGACUGAGGAGGAGCACACACGCUGGUCCUUCACACUCCUCCUGGAGCAUCCCAGCCCAGCACUGACAGGUGGGUGAGGGGAUGGGGAGCAGCCAGGUGGGCGGGCACAGGCGUGGGUGCCUGGCGCAGGGGCCGGGGGCUGCCAGACCAGCACCUGGGAGAUGUUGGAGGAGAGGAGGACGCCUGACAUGGAGACACCGCCCUCCACGGCACGAGGCCAAGGAGCGGUAAGGGGCUGCCAGUGGCCCCCAGGGCAGCCAGUGUGGCCUUGCCCAACUUCACCAAGGCCACCUCUGCCCUGGGGAUGGGGGGACACUGUCGGCCACAGGCCAGCCCUGCCCAGGGACCUUCCCAUCCCUGCGGCCUCCAGCACCUUGUGGGCACAGGGCUCGUGGCAGGAGCUGCCCGGUCCCCGCGCCCACUGUCCCCACAUCAUCACCCUUACGGCCUGCCUCCCUGUCCCCACGCCCUGUCACCCUCGUGCCGUGCUGCCCUGUCC
Messenger RNA from Harpia harpyja (harpy eagle), 1052 nucleotides. It is a transcript of the gene C18HXorf65, whose product is annotated as chromosome 18 CXorf65 homolog. Lineage: Eukaryota; Metazoa; Chordata; Aves; Accipitriformes; Accipitridae. Bases 1 to 630 code for a protein of 209 amino acids. The record is from RefSeq and is a predicted model, not a curated record. The transcript is spliced from 3 exons.